This is a messenger RNA of Amphibalanus amphitrite, 2411 nucleotides long. Its product is annotated as early nodulin-like protein 2. The transcript is spliced from 8 exons. Lineage: Eukaryota; Metazoa; Arthropoda; Thecostraca; Balanomorpha; Balanidae. The coding region runs from base 275 to 1093 and encodes 272 amino acids. The record is from RefSeq and is a predicted model, not a curated record.
GACCGGUAGGGGCGCUGCAGUCGCCCAGCGGCCCGAGGUCGGCCGUAACCGGUACCAUGACUCAGCGGCGCCCCGCCCCGGGGUAAUUACAUACUGCGCAGUUGCAGCGGUCCAGACCGGGACAAAGGCCGACGGAGGAGCACGAGCUGCACUGCGUCCACCAGGAGGGUCAGUCGACAGAGCGGGUGGUCCAACAGUGUGUGGACGGUACUGAGCUCUGUCCACCGGAGCCGACCACGGCGGAGGCGGCGAAUAUCAGGAGGUGCGUCCCCUCAUGGACCGCCUGUACGACGAGCUGCAGGGUCUGAAGGAAGCCGUCAUAACUCUGAUUGGACAGCAGUCGCCGCCGGCGGCCGGCCCGCACACCCGGCCGCAGAGUUCCGCAGAGCUGCGGGACGCGGUGCUGGCCGACGCUCGCGGCAUGCUGGGCGAGGAGCUGCGGCAGCUGCGCCGAGAGCUGCAGGAGCUGAGCCUGGAGGUGGCCCAGAUGAGGAACCCAAAGCAGCUGGAGGCGCAGGCGGCACCACAGCUGCAGCAGCUCCCCAUACCGCAGCUGUUUUCCUGCGGUGGCAAGGCCCCCUCCACGGCGGCUCCCACCAUCUUCGGGUUGGGGUUCAGUAAGAAGACGCCCGCUACCCGGACGGUCUCCGGCACGGACGGCGGUCUCAGGUUCGGCAAGGCACCGUCGGCCUGGACUGGCUGUACCACGACUGGCGCCUCUGCUGCCGCCUCCACUGGCUUCAGCUUUGGACCGACCACAGCGCCACCUGCUCAGCCGAGCACGCCGAGCUUCUCGUUCCGUCCGCCGACCGCCGAGGGCGCCACCAGCACACCGGCAAAGGCAAGGGGCGAGAACACCACGGAGGAGGGGCCUGUCAGCUCGACCUCUGGCUCUGGCGCCGCGGUCUCCAAUACCACCACCUCCAGCGCCGCGACCUCCGCCCCCGCCGCUGCACCGGCCGCCGCCACUGAAUCGACUGGUGCCGGCGCUGCGGCCACCCCGGCCCCGGCCAAUGGACUGCCUGCGUGUCACUGCCGGGGCCCUACAGAGGCUGCUGUCCGCCCUCACCGGCCUGGAAGACGUCACACUUGACGGCUCUUUGUCCGGCGCAAUCACUGACGCCUCACUGGCCGCCCUCCACGGCUGCUCCCAGCUGCGUACAAUGCAGCUGGGAACGACCAGGGAACUCUGUACGGAUGUACCGGUCACAGCGGUCAGCAGACUGGUGGUUACCUGUCGGAGGCUGGAGUGGCUGAUUUUUCACGCAACGAAGGAGCUCAGUCAGUCGGUCCUGGACGCCCUGGUCCGGGCAGACCUGGGGAAAAGAGAUGACGGCACGCCGAGAGCACUGAGGUUUGGGGUCCCAGCAUCUGUCUAUGAGAAGCUAAAAAAGCCACCGUUCACCAGCAGCAUCAAAGUCUGUCAGCUUGCCUAGGGGUAUCAUUCGAAAAUACCACGCCGACUCAGAAUGCGCCUACAGCAGUUAUCCUCAACUUGUUUACCCUUGGAUUGGAAGGAUCCGAGAAUAUGACGGACUAAUGGGACGACAGUCGGCCGGGCUUUAUCCCCAACUGGGAGCGGGUGAAGCUGCGCUCCUUCAGCACCAGCGUGCACCGGGUGAACACGGUGGGGUCGAACACAAUUAUUCCGAUCAAAACUACGCUGAUUUAUAACAUUAUACUUGUUUGAAAAAGUCCAUGGACAUCUCGUGUAUGCUUUAUAUACAGGUAGAAGGACAAGAUGUGAAUGUAAUGGCGUGAUACAUUACAUUACAAGUGAGGCGUGAAAUAUGGACCAGGAAUUUGUGUGUGUGGUUCCACAGUGCGCCAUACCACUGAACCCAACACAUUGGUUUAUCUGUGGACUCUAUCGAGAGCGGAUGACGCACUGUGCGGUGUUUACUUUCUUUCGAAUGAAUUGUGUGAAAUAUCAUUGCUGGAGAUUGCACAUUGCAUGUAUCGUAAGGUCCUACGUGCGAGCUGCUUUGUAGAAGUUCGUCAGCGAACUGAUGCACUGCGUUUGGAACAAAUUUUAUGUAGGUUUAGAUGUUCAUCUAUGUACAUAUUGAACGAUAAACACAGCUAUGCAGCUUUUAUAGGUAAUAUUUUGUACACGUGCGGAGAUCAAGACGUUUGUGCAUCGGAUUGUGUCUGAAUUAUCGGUGACGAAUGGUAUUGAUGAACUUUGCUUGUGCCGCGCGGCUGCGCUGAUUUGGAUACCUACAUUCUUUCUCUUGACUCUGUUUGCCUAAUGCAACUCCAGAUAUCGAUGUUAUUGGUAGCUUAGUAGCCAGUUACAACUAGCUAAUGUCCUUGGAGUAUUUGUUUACGUGUUUAUAUGCCAUGUUCGUGUGUAUGAUCACCAAAAGUGCCUGCUUUAUAUCUGUAAUACAGUAACGGCAGUGACAUAA